Molecule: messenger RNA, 702 nt
Organism: Camellia sinensis
Lineage: Eukaryota; Viridiplantae; Streptophyta; Magnoliopsida; Ericales; Theaceae
Source: RefSeq, a predicted model, not a curated record
AUGACAGUUCCAAAGAAUUGUGGUUUACAGACCCUAGAACUUAGUGACAAUCACUUAGAAAGGGAGGUUCCAGAAUCUCUGGCUUACUGCACAAUGCUAGAGGUUUUGAACCUUGGGAACAAUCUGAUAAGUGGUACCUUUCCCUGCUGGUUGAUGAACUCAACCAGUAUACGGGUUCUUGUAUUGCGAUCCACCAAUUUUCACGGAUCCAUAGGAUGUCCGGCAAUCAAACCCGCAUGGCCAAUACUUCAAAUUGUUGACCUUGCUUCCAACAAUUUUAGUGGGAAGUUGCUGCCACAAUUUUUCUUCAACUGGAAGACAAUGAUGGCCAAUGAAGAAGAAGCAUCAUCCAAGCUUAAUCACCUGUGCUUUGAAUUUUUAUCACUCAACCAUUUUUACUACCAAGAUGUGGUAACAGUGAGAAACAAAGGUCUACAGAUGAAGCUUACGACAAUUUUGAAUGUCUUCACCAGCAUCGACUUCUCAUACAACAAUUUCCAAGGGGAGAUACCGAAGGAGAUUGGAGACCUCAAAUCUCUUUAUGUUCUCAACUUAUCACAAAAUGGCUUCACAGGUCAAGUCCCUUCAACAUUCGGAAACUUGAAAAAACUUGAAUCACUCGACCUCUCACUUAACAACCUGAUAGGGGAGAUCCCUCCACAGCUUGCAAGCCUCACUUUCCUUUCAGUCUUGAACCUCUAA